GCAGCCGCUGCUCCUCCCCGGCGGCCGCCCCCCGCGGGUCCCUCCCUGGCUGCGGGAGACGCGGAGGUAGAGGGAGGACGCCGCCGAGCCCAGCCGCCCGCAUCCGAACCCUUCGCCUCGCCCUGCCGGUCCUCACUCUGUGGGAGGAACAUGGAUAAUCUCAGUGACACCUUAAAGAAGCUGAAGAUAACAGCUUCUGACAGGACAGAGGGCAGUUUGGAAGGAUGCUUGGAUUGUCUGCUUCAAGCCUUGGCUCAAAAUAACACAGAAACAAGUGAAAAAAUACAAGGAAGUGGAAUUCUUCAGUUGUUUGCAAAUCUGUUGACGCCACAGGCCUCUUGCUCAGCCAAAGUUGCCAACAUCAUUGCAGAAGUAGCCAAAAAUGAAUUUAUGCGAAUCCCAUGUGUAGAUGCCGGAUUGAUUUCACCACUGGUACAGCUGUUAAAUAGCAAAGACCAGGAAGUGCUGCUUCAAACUGGCAGGGCCUUAGGAAACGUAUGCUACGACAGCCAUGAGGGCAGAAGUGCAGUUGACCAAGCAGGUGGUGCACAGGUUGUAAUUGACCAUUUAAGGUCGCUGUGCAGUAGAACAGACCCCGCCAGUGAGAAGCUCUUGACUGUCUUUUGUGGCAUGCUGAUGAACUAUAGCAAUGAGAAUGAUUCCCUUCAGGCUCAGCUUAUCAAUAUGGGUGUUAUCCCAACCUUAGUGAAGUUACUGGGCAUCCACUGCCAUAAUGCAGCCCUUACAGAGAUGUGUCUUGUUGCAUUUGGGAAUUUAGCAGAACUUGAGUCAAGUAAAGAACAGUUUGCUAGCACAAACAUUGCUGAAGAACUGGUAAAACUAUUCAAGAAACAAAUAGAACAUGAUAAAAGAGAAAUGAUUUUUGAAGUUCUAGCUCCAUUGGCAGAGAAUGAUGCUAUUAAGCUGCAGCUGGUUGAAGCAGGUUUGGUAGAAUGUCUCCUAGAGAUCGUUCAGCAGAAGGUGGACAGUAACAAAGAGGAUGACGUUGCUGAGCUUAAAACCGCGUCCGACCUCCUGGUUUUAUUACUUCUUGGAGAUGAAUCCAUGCAGAAACUUUUUGAAGGAGGAAAAGGCAGUGUGUUCCAAAGGGUGCUUUCUUGGAUUCCAUCGAAUAACCACCAGCUGCAGCUUGCUGGGGCAUUAGCAAUUGCAAAUUUUGCCAGGAAUGAUGGAAAUUGUAUUCAUAUGGUAGACAACGGGAUUGUAGAAAAACUCAUGGAUUUGCUGGACAGACACGUCGAAGACGGGAAUGUGACGGUGCAGCACGCAGCACUAAGUGCCCUCAGGAAUCUAGCCAUUCCAGUUGUAAAUAAAGCAAAGAUGUUAUCAGCUGGGGUCACGGAGACAGUUCUGAAAUUCCUUAAAUCUGAAAUGCCCCCAGUUCAGUUCAAACUCCUGGGAACGCUAAGAAUGUUGAUAGAUGCACAAGCAGAAGCUGCUGAGCAACUGGGAAAGAAUGCUAAAUUGGUGGAGCGCUUGGUUGAGUGGUGUGAAGCCAAAGAUCAUGCUGGUGUGAUGGGCGAGUCAAACAGACUGCUCUCUGCUCUCAUACGACACAGUAAAUCAAAAGAUGUAAUUAAAACCAUCGUACAGAGCGGUGGCAUCAAGCAUCUAGUUACCAUGGCAACUAGUGAACAUGUAAUAAUGCAGAAUGAAGCUCUUGUUGCUUUGGCACUAAUAGCAGCUUUGGAAUUGGGUCCUGCUGAGAAAGAUCUUGCAAGCGCUCAGCUUGUACAGAUUUUACACCGCCUGCUAGCAGAUGAGAGAAGUGCCCCGGAAAUCAAGUAUAACUCCAUGGUCCUGAUCUGUGCUCUCAUGGGAUCUGAAUCUCUAUACAAGGAAGUCCAGGAUCUGGCCUUUCUAGACGUUGUAUCCAAACUUCGAAGUCAUGAGAACAAAAGUGUUGCCCAACAGGCCUCGCUUACGGAGCAGAGACUUACAGUGGAAAGCUGAGAACUGCCCCUCCCCCUCCUGGCACCAGGCAUCGUCCCAGCUCUGCCUACCCCACUGUUCUCUAUCCAGCUGCUUCUUCAACUCCAUUCUUUACUACAUCACCUGUGCAUGCGUGUAAUGUUCCAGUACCAAUGGAAGAACUGCUAUAGGUACCUGCCUAAUAAGAUUUCUAAACCCAUAGUUAAUGUGAACAUGACUGUCAGAACAAGUCUCCACCCAUAACUGUUAAAUCCUGUAUUUCUGAUGCUUGAACUACAUUAAGUAGAAUGUGCAUGUUGUAGUCCUAUGAUGAUGUAAACUUGGUACUACAUGCUGACUUGCUCCUCACAUGCAGUAAGCUACAUAAUAAUGUACUGGUAAAUUAGAAACAAAGAACGUGGCAGGAUCUGUCUAGCUUAUUUAAAGAUGAAACUGAAGAGUCAGAAGUAGCACCCUAUUUUUUUGGUGCUUGGGAAACACAGUGAUCAGAAAACCCUGUAUGGCUGUUCAUUCAUGAGUCUCUGCCAUUGUCAGGCCUGUUACACCUAGAGUGGAAUAGGUUCAUACUCAUUCUUUCCCUGUGGUUUCUUCUUUUUCUGAACUGUAUCGGCAGUUUGCCAAACAACACGGCAAACCUCCUGAAGCUCCUGUUUCCAUCUUUAACAGACAGUGGUACAGAGGCCCAGUGUGAGCGGAACGUAGGAAGGAGUUAAAGAUGCCCUAGCACACUGAACCACUUUGGACCUUGCCUGUAUUUUAGAUUCUGAUUUGUGUGUAGUUACAUCUAAAACUUCUAUCAGUUAACCAGCAUUGUCAACAUGGGUCUCUAAAACGUCCAUGGCAUUUGUUCAGUGAAGGGAAACUCAGGACGGCUUGUUUGAUGGAGAAUGGACUUUUUUUUUUCCCCCGGUUUUCAUCAUUCAGGAUGAAAGCAGGGAGUUUCGUCUCUCAUACUCCUUUCCAAUGUGCUAAUUCUAGAUAGUCAUAAGAGGAAACCUGAAGUGAGCUUGUCUACACUAAAGAAAGGAAGGCCGGUUUAAAAAGCCAUAGUAGCCAGUCCAGUACAUUCUGCAGAUGGCCUCAUAGCAUUCAUUGUUAGUUCGUCACCUCCACUUUCCCACUGAGAACCACAAUAAUCUCCCAGGCUGCAAGCCAGGACUCAAUGUAAAGACUCUUCUUGGCAAAAUGUAGUGUGCUCGCCACUGCCACUAACCACCACCAAGUGAGUUUUUAGAGCUUUGACACACAAUCUUUAUAAAUUAAUCGGGAUUCCCUGUGACCUGCCUGCCUCCUCACACCCAAGUUUGAGCCCUGCUGGUGUCCUCGGAAGGCUGGGCUCCAUUACAGGAACAGAGGGCAGUGAGAGGCUGCUGAAGAGAGGACCAGCUCCUUCCUCCCCGACAGGAGAUACAUGUAUCUCUGUAUUCUCUAAAUCAGACUUUGCUUUUCACACUUUUAAAUUCAAGAAAGAUUUACUUAAUGUAAGUAAAAACCCCAACUGACAAUUCCCUCUGAUGUCCAAAUAAGGGAACUUUGGUGAGCACUUGUACUUGCUCACUGUAGAAAUGAAUUCUUUAUUGUCUUUCUCCUGGGCUGGAUAAGUGGACUAAUGUUGCAUAAUAUUGUCCAUAUUAAUAACUUAAUAAAUAAAUAGUAUAUGAAACUACA
Molecule: messenger RNA, 3621 nt
Organism: Arvicanthis niloticus (Nile rat)
Lineage: Eukaryota; Metazoa; Chordata; Mammalia; Rodentia; Muridae
Gene: Rap1gds1
Product: Rap1 GTPase-GDP dissociation stimulator 1
Biological process (GO): positive regulation of GTPase activity
Molecular function (GO): protein binding; guanyl-nucleotide exchange factor activity
Source: RefSeq, a predicted model, not a curated record